Musa acuminata subsp. malaccensis (wild Malaysian banana) is the source of this 1975-nucleotide messenger RNA. The record is from RefSeq and is a predicted model, not a curated record. Lineage: Eukaryota; Viridiplantae; Streptophyta; Magnoliopsida; Zingiberales; Musaceae.
AUGGGAUCGCUUCUUAUUCUAUCCUCCAUGUCCCUGGUAAUCUUGCUUCUCAUUUGGAGCUACUUCCAAAGGGUCCCGCUUGGAGAUAACCCAUCAACCAAGGCGAGUGUCUCUCUGCCCUCGCCUACUGCGAAGCUGUACAUUGUGGAUCUUGGAGAAAGACGAUACGAAGAUCCACAGCUUGUGAUUGCCUCCCACCAUGAUAUGUUGUCUGCCGUGCUGGGAAGCAAGGAAAAGGCUCGCGAUUCAAUUGUUUACAGCUACAAACAUUGCUUCUCGGGCUUUGCGGCCACGCUCACGCCAUCUCAAGCACGCCAAAUUGCAGAAUUGGCGGAGGUGAUCAGUGUCAGUCCAAGCCGCACUUUUCCUCUCCAUACCACGCGAAGCUGGGACUACCUCGGCCUACGGUAUAGCCAUCAGCAACCCACAGGACUACUUGAGAAGGGCAAGGAAGGCGAUGGGAUCAUCAUCGGAGUUGUCGACACAGGCAUCUGGCCGGAAUCGAGAAGCUUCAACGACGAUGGUUAUGGCCCCGUCCCAUCCCGUUGGAAAGGAACGUGUGAAAUAGGCGUAGAACACCCCAUCAGAUGCAACCGCAAGAUCAUCGGUGCAAGAUACUACAGUAAAGACGCCGACCCGUCUGAGGUCGCGCGAGACUACGACUCCCCCCGUGACGCCAAUGGCCAUGGAACACACACCGCUUCCACCGCAGCAGGUUCUCUGGUAAGCGAUGCAAGCUUCCACGGUCUCGGUGCCGGUACAGCAAGAGGAGGCGCUCCUCGUGCGCGGCUAGCGAUCUACAAGGUGUGCUGGGGAUCAGGAAGAUGCGGGGAAGCCGACGUACUACAAGCCAUAGAUGACGCGGUGGAUGAUGGAGUGGACAUCUUGUCACUGUCAAUCGGUGGGGAUGGCUACCUUCCGGCUUCACUAGGCGCGGUAAGAAGUGGCAUGACGGUGAUCUUCUCCGGCGGCAAUGACGGUCCCGUCACUCAAACAUUAAAUAACGACGUUCCAUGGGUCAUCACCGUGGCUGCCAGCACCAUCGAUCGCUCUUUUCCGACCGUCAUAACCCUCGGAGACAAACAAACUGUGGUGGGACAAUCGCUGUUCUAUGACUCGGCGGAUGUAGGAUUCAAAGGCCUAGUAGUGCCUGCAAGUUGCUCUGCAGAGGACAUACAUUCCAGAUAUGUAGUAGGCAAGAUUGUGCUGUGCGCUGACAGUGGGCCUGCUGGGAACUUCGACGACGUUUUAGGAAUCCUGCAGGGAGCCAAAGCCGCCGGUGUGAUCUUUGGACGAUUCCCACGCAGCAACCUCCUACCUUGCGAACGCUUCAUAUGUGUCCUGGUAGACAAAGAUGUACACGAGCAAAUAUGGAUAUAUGGUGAAAAGACGACAAGUUCUCCGGUGGUGAAGGUGAGCCCAGCCUUAACCUCGGCCGGGAUUCCAAUCACGUCGCCCAGGGUGGCAGCUUUCUCCUCCAGGGGGCCGAGUAUAUCUUAUCCAGACCUGGUCAAGCCCGAUAUCACAGCUCCGGGAGUCAGUAUCUUGGCCGCAGUGGAAGAUUCUUAUGAAUUCAUGUCCGGGACUUCAAUGGCCUGUCCUCAUGUAUCUGGAGUUGCAGCUCUUCUCAAAGUAGUGCAUCCGGAAUGGUCUCCAGCUGCCAUCAAAUCAGCACUUAAGCAGAAGCUUCCCUUUAAGGUGACCUUCACGUCGCUUCACAAGGUGCAAGGAGGCUUCACUUUCGGAAGCUUGACUUGGGUGGAUGAUGGUGGGAACCAUACCGUCAGGAUUCCGAUCGCGGUUCGGGUGAUCAUCGUAGAUUCCUUUUCUGACACCUCCUAGGGUCCAAGUUAUAAGCUCUGGCCUGAGCAUUCGAGACAUGAAGUAAUAAUGGAACCGAGUUUAUAUAUAUGUUGCUGUAGCAGUAAGUUCAAUGUUAAGAUGUCUCGAGGAAUAAAAGGAUAUCUGUUUCGUU